Molecule: messenger RNA, 921 nt
Organism: Microthlaspi erraticum
Lineage: Eukaryota; Viridiplantae; Streptophyta; Magnoliopsida; Brassicales; Brassicaceae
Source: the annotation of a GenBank genome assembly
AUGUAUGUGAAAUGCGGAUUGUUGGACAAUGCUCGGAAACUAUUUGAAAGAAGUGUUGAUGAUAGGAAUGUGGUGAUGUGGACUACACUGAUCUCUGGGUUUGCAAAGUGUGAGAGAGGUAUUGAAGCGUUUGAUUUGUUCAGGGGGAUGAUGAGAGAAUCGAUUCUUCCAAAUCAGUGUACUUUGGCGGCUCUUCUUGUUUCUUGCUCGAGCUUGGGAUCUCCGAGGCAGGGGAGAAGUGUUCAUGGAUACAUGAUAAGGAGAGAGAUUGAGAUGGAUGCUGUGAAUUUUACAUCUUUCAUCGAUAUGUAUGGUAGAUGCGGGAAUGUUGAAAUGGCUAGGAAGGUUUUCGAUAUCAUGCCAGAGAGGAAUGUGAUAUCUUGGAGCUCGAUGAUCAAUGCUUUUGGGAUGAAUGGUCUGCUGGAGGAAGCUCUGGAUUGUUUUGAUAGGAUGAAGUCACAGAGCCUUGUUGUUCCAAACUCUGUGACGUUUGUUUCGCUUUUGUCGGCUUGUAGCCACUCGGGAAACGUGAGAGAAGGACGUAAGCAGUUUGAAUCAAUGACAAGAGACUACGGGAUUGCGCCGGAGGAAGAACAUUAUGCGUGUAUGGUAGAUUUGCUAGGUCGAGCUGGUGAAAUUAGGGAAGCGAAGUCGUUUAUUGAUAACAUGCCUGUGAAACCAAUGGCCUCUGCUUGGGGAGCUCUUCUGAAUGCUUGUAGAAUCCAUAAAGAAGUCGAACUAGCAGAAGAAGUCGCAGAGAAGGUCUUAUCCAUGGAACCAGGUGAAACAGGCGUCUACGUCUUGCUUUCUAAUAUAUACGCUGAUGCUGGGAUGUGGGAGAUGGUGAAUUGUGUGAGACAGAAAAUGGGCAUCAAAGGAUAUAGAAAACCCGUGGGACUAUCUGCUACUCAAGUCGGCUAG